AUGCCAGGGUUUGGCUUGCACCAAUUCGUGACCAGCAAUGCGGCCAAAGACCGUGUUUAUGCAACCUCUAUGAGCGAGCCUCCCCGGCUAUUUUCAUGGGCCGUCGAUAAGGACUACAAGUUCACCCACCUUGACACGGUCAACAUAACUUCAUCGGCAUGCUACAUCUCCGACGAUGGCCGAUAUGCUUUCAGCGCUGGUGGUCCAACUGCGCACAUUCAUUCACUCGAUGAUGGCGCCAUUGGAGAUGAGAUUCAAGAGCUCUAUCUUAUCCCGGAGGAGGACAUUGAUAGUGUGGACAAAACCAGGCAAGCCGUUCUGCAUGGUGCCCAUGCCUUCGAUGUCAAUAUAAAUAACAAGGGCUUUGUUCCCCAUCUGGGUAUGAACUCGAUCUUUAUGUACGAAAUCGCAGACAAUGGCUCUGCUCAGCUUCUGUCCAUCAAUCUGAGCCCAACGGAAGGCGACGGCCCUCGAAACUCCUAUGCUAAUAAGAAUGGGAAGCUCCUCUACGUGGUAACCGAGCAUACUCAGUGGCUUGAUGUUUACGAAAUUGGCGAGACUCAGCUCCGGCAUGUCCAACGCGGCAGCGUUAUUCCCGAUGAUGUACGAGGUCAGUUCACGUUCCGAAGCAAUACCGUCCAACCAUCUCGAGAUGGCAAGUAUCUCUUUGCUUCGACCCGCAGUUGGGAGAGCCCCGGUGCAAAUGGAUAUGUUGCCGCAUUCGAGUUGGACGAUGCUGGGUACCUCGAAAGCGAAACGGCAGUGACUUUUUAUGAAGCUCCCGUGACUCUUGGUUCUGCGGGUGGCCUUCGCGUUGCACUUUGGGAGGACAAGACCAACGGUGAUCCCAGCGGCUUGACAGAUUAUAUGUACCUCAGUGAUACAUCCGAGGGCUGGAUGUUUAUUCUGGGUUGGACUCCAUCGAACAAAACGUUAGACCUCGUUGCCUCACUCCAUUACCCAGAAAACGCGACGCCGUACGAGGCUACCUGGUUGGAUUAG
Messenger RNA from Aspergillus pseudonomiae, 1002 nucleotides. RefSeq names its product lactonase family protein. Bases 1 to 1002 code for a protein of 333 amino acids. Gene Ontology annotation, molecular function: 6-phosphogluconolactonase activity; protein binding. The record is from RefSeq and is a predicted model, not a curated record. Lineage: Eukaryota; Fungi; Ascomycota; Eurotiomycetes; Eurotiales; Aspergillaceae. The transcript is spliced from 7 exons.